GUGGCGCCGUGGUUGACGAAACGCACCAACAUACAGCAGCGCAGAAGAAGACGAGGAAGCGCUCUUAUUUACUUUUGUUGUCAUCUCAGAACGCAUUUAUUUAUUUAUUUUGUUUCAAACAUUAAAUAUUAGACUUCAAUCGCGAGAGAAUCUGUUGCAAGGCCUAGGGAGAGGUUUGUGUUCUUCUGUUACCGAGGGCAGGGAAUAGCGGAUAAUAAUAAUACAUGGCAGAGGGCAGCAGCAGUCUGAGCAGCGCUCCUCCAGGAGACCCCCAGCUCAUCUCGCUCAUAGUGAGGCACCUGAAGAACAGAGGCCUGUUUGAUGAGUUCAGAAGAGACUGUCUGGCGGACGUGGACACCAAGCCGGCUUAUCAAAAUCUGCGACAGAAGGUGGACAACUUUGUGUCCAAUCAUCUCAGUACUCAAGAAUGGAAUCCAUCCAUCAACAAGAACCAAGUGAGGAAUGGCUUGAGACAAAGCGUAGUUCAGUCAGGGAUGUUGGAAUCAGGGGUGGACCGUAUCAUUACUCAGGUGGUGGACCCUAAAUUAAACCAUAUCUUCAGGCCACACAUCGAGGACGCCAUUCAUGAAUUCCUAGCCGCAGAGAAGAAAGAAGAGGGCACACUGAAUUUAGCCCCUGACGUUGAACAACAGGAAAUGACUAGCAACUCCGGAGCCAAAACGCAAUGAGGUACAAGGAUACACUUUUUGCUGUCACAUGAAGAUCACCUGAUGUCCUUCCAUGCCUGGCUACAGUGAAUGAACAGUUGCUGAGCACUGGAAUAUUGGAAGUUUGCACUAAUUAAUGGUGGUUGGAUUAUUAUUAAUUUUUUUUUUUUUAGCAUGCUAGAUGAAAGCAGGUCGUCCAGCCCAUGCUUUUGAUGUCUGGUGUAGUUCUUUCAGCACUAAAUAGCAACUAAAUUUGAUUUGUCCAAAUAAAUCCAUCUCAAAAUAACACCUGAUAUGAAAUACUUAAUUUUUAUUUGGCUGAAGCCUGACGGAAAUGAUCCUUUUUAUACAGCUGGAUUUGUGAAAUGCUUCUCAUUUAUUUCUUUCGCUAUUCUAUUCUAAUGGGACUCAUAGCAGCGUUUUUACAAUAAAUGUAACUUUUUAAGAAAAGCCA
Puntigrus tetrazona (Sumatra barb) is the source of this 1122-nucleotide messenger RNA. It is a transcript of the gene bod1, whose product is annotated as biorientation of chromosomes in cell division 1. The record is from RefSeq and is a predicted model, not a curated record. The coding region runs from base 225 to 689 and encodes 154 amino acids. Lineage: Eukaryota; Metazoa; Chordata; Actinopteri; Cypriniformes; Cyprinidae. The transcript is spliced from 4 exons.